AUGGAGACCUGGCCUGGUUGUGUUGGUCCUCUCACCCAGAAACAACCAACGAAUGCAACCAAAGAAUCCAACACUGGUUUAGUUGUGGCUUCUCGCCUCAGCGAAGAUGCCAGCACUCGUGUUCUCGUUGUGGAAGCUGGCGCCGAUAAGAGUGCUGAUACUUUGGUAUUGACACCUGGCUUGGUGGCAGGUGUCUAUGGGAAAGAUGAAUAUGACUGGGAUUUUACCUCAGUUCCUCAGCCUGGUUUAAACAACCGAAGGAUCAACCAAGCACGAGGAAAGAUGCUUGGAGGUAGCUCUGCUUUGAACUUCAUGUUGAUGCUGUAUCCAUCAAGGGGAGUUCUGGAUGCCUGGAGUGCGCUUGGCAACGCCGGCUGGAGUUUCGACGAGCUCACGCCUUAUUUCCGCAAGUUCGGCACAGAUCACCCGCCUCCUCAAUCCGCAAAGAACAUAGUCGGGCUGGACUACCACGACGAGACUCCGAUUGGAAAAGGGCCGAUUCAAGUCUCUUUCGGUGAAGGCUGUAGCCCUAUGAAUGCUGCGUGGAUGAGCACGUUCGACAAGCUUGGCCUCGGCGUGACUGGCGAUCCUCGGAGCGGAAAGGCUUACGGUGCUUUCCAGAACCCGUGCAGCAUCGAUCCGGAGAAUAAGACAAGAAGCUUCGCAGCGAGCGCUUACUACACGCAGGAGGUGGCUGCACGACCCAACCUGGCGGUCUUGACCGAGACACAGGUGAAGAAGAUUAUAUUUGAUACCACCCAUGGCGGCGUAACUGCGACUGGUGUUCGCAUUGUCAGCAAGAAUGGCGAAGAGAGGACGAUUGAGGCCAAAGUGGAAGUCGUCCUUGCUGCAGGCACUCUCCAAACGCCUCAGCUAUUGGAGCUGUCUGGUAUUGGUGAGAGCAAUUUGCUUGAGAGUCAUGGCAUUCCCGUUGUGGUUGAUAACCCCAACAGCUUCGAGGUUAACGACGGAGUCCCAUCAGCGGACGUUCUCCGAGACGAGAAUAUCCUCAACGCCGUUGUCGGCGAGUAUAUGGCUACGCGUGAGGGUCCGCUGGGCCAAAGCACCAUCAGCGCUGCUUACUCGCCUCUCGCCGACAACACCGGGCUGUUGCCAGAAGACGCGAAGAAAGCUCUGCUAGCUACACACGAAAAUCAUGCGAGCUCACCAGCUGGGAAGCUAGUGCGAUCUCUCAUCGAGACAUCGGACGAGCCAAGCAGCGAAUACCUGCUUUUCCCGUCUCAAAUCACGAUUAAUGAUCACCCGGCCAGCAUGGCUGAGUACAUCUUGCCCUCCAGACCGGAGAACUACAUCACUGUUAUGACGGUGCUGAACCAUCCGUUUUCUCGGGGAACGGUCCACAUCACCAGCCCCGAUUAUAAAGUGUUGCCGACAUGGGAUCCGAAGUACAACUCUGAUCCCCUCGACCUGGAGCUAUUGGCUCGCAACGUGCAGUUCGUCGAGCGAAUCGUAGGCACCGAACCUUUCAGCUCGCCACUCAAGCCUGGAGGCAAAAGCUUGCCCGAGUUGAAGGGUAACGACCUGGAGACCGCCAAAGACAUUGUGCGCCAAAGACAGAUUUCGGUGUUCCAUGUUUCAGGCAGUUGUGUCAUGAUGCCACGGGAGGAUGGUGGCGUUGUCGACGAUCGACUUAGGGUCUAUGGGGCGAAAAGUCUUCGCAUUGUCGAUGCCAGUGUCUUCCUGAUUGAGCCCUUGGGCAACAUUCAGAGCACUGUCUAUGCGGUUGCCGAAAGGGCAGCUGACAUCAUCAAAGAAGAUAGGAUGGCUUAA
Colletotrichum phormii is the source of this 1791-nucleotide messenger RNA. RefSeq lists its product as uncharacterized. Bases 1 to 1791 code for a protein of 596 amino acids. NCBI's taxonomy places the organism in Eukaryota, Fungi, Ascomycota, Sordariomycetes, Glomerellales, Glomerellaceae. The transcript is spliced from 4 exons. Gene Ontology annotation, molecular function: oxidoreductase activity, acting on CH-OH group of donors; flavin adenine dinucleotide binding. The record is from RefSeq and is a predicted model, not a curated record.